Messenger RNA from Hermetia illucens (black soldier fly), 1563 nucleotides. Its product is annotated as polymerase delta-interacting protein 3. Gene Ontology annotation, cellular component: nucleus. The transcript is spliced from 5 exons. Gene Ontology annotation, biological process: mRNA export from nucleus. Lineage: Eukaryota; Metazoa; Arthropoda; Insecta; Diptera; Stratiomyidae. The record is from RefSeq and is a predicted model, not a curated record. Gene Ontology annotation, molecular function: mRNA binding. Bases 150 to 1331 code for a protein of 393 amino acids.
GCAGCCAACUUCAAUCAGUCCGUGGUGUACUCGCGCUGUCGACUGUCAAAAGUUUGUAAAUAUCAGAGUGGCGGAUUGGUAUCUGCGUUUGUGCUGCUGCUACUUGGAUUUCUGCCCAGAUACAUUGGAAAAACUGCCAUUCAUUCAACAUGGAUAUGAGUCUCGAUGAAAUAAUCAAAAAGAAGAAGAUCGGAGGGGCUUCGGCGAAGAAAGGUUUUGUGACUAAAAAGAAUAUUCGUGCUGGCGGUAUCACGAAGCGUGCAAAAGUGGUGGAUGCUCGGAAUAAAAUUAUUCAGAAGAAUCGCGCAAAGAUCCGCGAUGCCCGUGAGAAAUUGGCUCAGAUCACAAAGGCAAGCGGCGAUGCGCGUCUUCGAUUGUUGCGAAAACGUAAGGAUGUGAGCCCGAAACGGUGGCCUAUUGGAGGCCUCUCUAGCAGUGGCCUGCGACCACCCAAACUGUCUCCGUUGAAAACCAAACCGAAGCCAUUGAGCCGGAAACUGCGGCCGCAGGACUUGAUCGGCGUUCCCCGAGGUUAUGUCGACUACGAUAAUAUGGAGAUGGAAGAAGCAGCAGAGUACCAGCCAGAUUACACUGCAUUGCGCAUGACUGUCCACAACAACAUGAUGCACAGUAGGUCGGACCGAAUGAUGCCAUCGAUGCGUUCCGCUGGAGAUCCCUUCGAUUGCUACGAGGUACCUGUUCACAGACCACCUGAAAUCGCGGAACCGCUUCACAUCCGUCGCCAAAUCAGAAACAUGUCGCCGGAUAUCCUGCCGCCGCCAAAAGGAAUUUUGAGAUCCAGCCGCCAGGCAAGCCCACCACCGUCAUACAAUCGCCGGUACAUCCCGGAUGAAACUUCGCAUCUCUCAUACGAAAUGCGUCACCGGCUCGAGCACGCCCCCGAUCCAAAUGCGUCCAUGGGCAUUUUUGCCAACCCUCUCUCGAAACAAUCGUCUUCAUACUCUGGCUCGUCAGGGUCUCAAGGUUGCCGCAUUGUGGUCAGCAACCUGCACAGCAGCGUUACGCAGAGCGACAUCAAAGAACUGUUCGAAGACAUUGGGGAGCUGUAUGAAGCCCGCUUGGUACGACCUGGAGUCGCCGAAGUCAUCUACAACACUAUAAAGGAUGCCGAAAAGGCCGUCGAGACGUAUCACAACAGGCAAUUAGACGGGCAACCGAUGAAAUGUUUGCUGGUGAAUCCGCGCGCUUCAAAUAAGCCCACGGCACCGGCGAUUAAAACCUCAAACUCACUAUCGAGUAGAUCAUCAAAUAAGACUCCGCUAGAAAUCGAUAUUGACGCAUUACACAAAGUCCUAUUUCGCCGCCAUUAGAUGCAGCCGUGCUGUCAUCACGUAUCCCACAAAGCGAUCUUACGUAAAAUAUUGCUCCACAGUUUAGCGAGCGGGCCAUGAGGAGUAGGAGAGGGUUUCGAAUGGAUAAGUUAAAAAUAAAUGUAUUAGCGUGUCGUGAACAUCUGCCGUAUCACUUAGCCUCCGUGUUUUGUAAAGAACAAAAUUUAUGGCAAUGAUUAUCUUGAUAAUAAAAAAAGUCCUUAUUUAAAAA